GGAGCCUCGGCCGUUCUCGUGGGGGCCCCUGUGGAGCCCGGGGCAAAUUGCCCCACUUGCCCGCCCCCUGGGCGGUGCUGCGCCGUACAUCAUUACCGCAGUUGUUUCGCCAGUAGACAGCCUGAGCUUCAGUCUCUCUGAAUAGAAAGUUUCUCAAAGAUGGAUAAGAGCAGAAAGACAGUAGCUCAAUAUCUGGAUAAGGCAUUGGCUGAUAGUGAAAAGGCAGCCCUUGAAGACCUGCUAUUUUCCUAUAAAGGAAUUUUGUACCCUGCUGCUUUUUGCAACCUGGAAACUGUCCAAGUUCUUGAUUCUUUUGAAGCCAGGAGUGACGAUGUGAUCCUAGCGGGAUACCCUAAAACUGGUACUAACUGGCUUGAUCAAGUCUUAAAUGAUUUGGAAAUUACAGCUGCAAAAUAUACAAAGGAGGACAUUAAUGAGAGAAUGAAUAUUACAAAUGAAUUAUCUGUAUUUCUACGUCUUGAAUUUGGGGAUCCAGAGAAAUUUAAGAGGAUGAAGGAAUUACCUUUCAGAAGAAUCAUAUUAACACAUCUCUCUCCUCAAGUCCUGCCCAAAUCUAUUUUCAAAAGCAAGGCCAAGAUACUGCUGCUGGUUCGAAAUCCAAAAGACACCGCUGUAUCUUACUUCCAUUUUCACAACAAUAUGCCUACACUUCCCUCCUUCAGCUCAUGGGAUGAGUAUUUUGCAGCUUUUAUGCAUGGAAAAAUAUCCUGGGGCUCCUAUUUUGAUUAUUUAGUUGAAUGGAACAAGCAUGUGGAUGAUGAAAAUGUUAUGGUGAUAACCUAUGAAGAGCUGAAAGAGAAUCAGACAUUAGGAUUGAAAAAAAUAGCUGACUUCUUUGGGUUCUCCCUAAGUGAGGAAGAGAUUCAGACUGUUGCAGAGAAAAGCAGCUUCGAAGCUAUGAAAGAGAAAUCCUUCAAAACCCAUGGAACAUUUGGGAAAAUUCUCUUCCGUAAAGGAAUUGUUGGUGACUGGAAGGACCAUUUCUCUGAAGCUCAGAGUAAAGAAAUGGACAGAAAAUUUGAAGAGUGUUUAGCAGGAACUAAACUGGGAGAAAAGAUGAAAUAUGGGGUGUAUUGGAAGGCCUAAAGAGCAAAACAGCAAAACCUAAUGCAACUGUUCCCCUUAGUAUGAUCUGUUCACUUGUUUUUGCACACUGGAAAAAUCAUCUAAACUUGUGUAUAUCUAAUUAUAAAUAAUUAUAUUUUAGUCCGUAAUACCAGCAAUUUAUGUCAGAUGUGUGCUUUAAAUUUGAUACCUCACCAUGCUUAAUAGAUCUUUUAUAUAUGCAUAUGCCCAUUGUAUGGCAUUGCCUUAGAAAGGAGCUGUAGACUUCAAUAUCAUAUACACUAUUCUGAGGAGGUAUCAGGCAGAAGCACCAUCAGUUAUUUAACCAUUCUAUCAAAAACAAUGUAAUCGGUGAGCCAAUUCUGCACUGAGAAAUCCCUUGAAAUUCAUGGGGGUUGCAUUUGAUGUAAGUCAAUGCAGAAUUAGGCUUAGAGUGUCCAGAUGAUCCAGAUGUCCAAAAGUGAUAGAAAUUCCACCAAAUAGAUUAGUUUUUGCCAUUAACAUUAACAAUGACUUGAAUGUGGCUAUCUUCUGGUGGAACAGGCUGAUUCCCUCCAAGAUAACUGUUAUCCAAUCAGCUUUUCUAUUUCUGUUUUCCUGCUUGCAUUCAUUAUUUGUCUGUGUCCUUUAAAUCUUUGAUUUGAUAAGUGCAUUAAAAAUGUUAUUAAUUGGUUCAUCUUGUUUCAAUCAGAGGGGGCAUGUUGGAAGCCUGGCUACGGUUGCCAGUUUUGUUUGGACAUAUUCCUGGAGGUUUCAUCACAUAAUAUAAUCCUUAAUUAAAGAUUAAUCUUUAAUUCCUGGAGUCUCCAGGAUAAUUCUGGAGGGUCGGCAACCCUAGGCCUGGUAAAAGAUAGAGGAUCCCUGAGGCUUGAAUUAUUCAUGGUCAUAAACUCUAUACAGAGUAGCAAAUGUUUGUAUCAUUGCAGCAAACUAACUGGUCUACUCUGGAAGCUGUGGCUGAGAUUUUCAAAGCCAGGGCAACUGCACUGAAAUUAAUGGGAAAUUAAUUAAUUAGUGGUUAAUUCUCCUAGAUGGCUUUGAAACUCUCGGUCUAUCUAUUGUACUCUUAGCAUAACCAGGCUAUUGCCAAAAUAUAGGACACCACUGCCCUGAGAAUAUCUUGAGGAUACAAAAUCAAAAUAAAGCAAAAAGUGUGGAGACCAGGGGGGAGUUUUUUCAUGGCACAUCUGACCCAUCCUGGGGAAAACCAAGACACAUGUAUCUGAUAUAGCUGCUGGUAUCAUUGUGCUUUCUGAGCUUUUGUGAAUGACCCCUUUUAAUCUACUCCUUUGUAUUAGCCCAAGAGGUUGGGUGUUUUUUCCCUCCCAUCAGACUCAUACAUUUCUUCUCUCCCUUCACCCAAUUUCAAAACCAUGAUGUUAGUGUGUAUUCCAAAUUUAGAAAAAUAAGUUCUCCCAUUCCUAUUUUUUUGGUUACUUGUUCUCAAAAAUAGUGUCAGUUGCAGGUAUCAUGCAGUCUUCUUGUCUGUGUCUAUCUAGCUAUAAUAUAUAGAUGUUUCUGGUUGAAAAGCAGAAUUUUCCUCCUGAGAAAUUCUGAUAUUUCUACAUUUAUUUUCACUCAAAAUAUCAGGACAAAAAGUCAAGAUACUGAAAUUUUUCACUGAACGGGAAGUUCUGAAAUAUUUCAGUUCAGAAAUGAUGUGUUCAUUUCUACAUUUUCAGCUGAAACAAAAUGUUUUGACAUUCCCUAAUUGAAACUUUUCAUUUUGGCCUGGUUCAGCAUUACAGUCUGUGUCCUUCUGAGCUGCUGUGGUGCCUCGUAGGAGUUGUAGUUUAGGUGGCUUAGACUCCCAUUUUCUGCUAUCAACCAGGCUCCCAGGCCAGAUUACACCCACAUGAUGCAUCGUUCAUCCAAGUCCCAUGAUUCACUGCAGAAAUCAGAGGGGAGACUGAGGUGUAUCAUGGGAGAUGUAGUCCAGGAAGGGUGCCUAGCCCAUAGAGGAGAAUGGAGAUACGAGGCACUCAAACUGCAGCUUCCAUGAGACACUGCAGCAUCUCAGGCAUGAUAGGGAUUUUAAGGGGUCCCGCUUGCCCCAGACUGUGUCCCGCUUGCCCCAAGCUGAGUUAGCUGAGCAUAAGUAAUUGCAGGCCAUUAUAGGCCAGCUUGACAUUAAGGCAUAGGAAAAUUUGUAAUAGUUUGUGUGGCUUAAUCAAAAGGCCAACAGGAGAAAGGGGAACCAAAAUCAACUGAUGGUUGUGCAACAUGGCCUUAGUAUAGCAGCACAUUAGCAAUGGAAAAUAAUUAAGCAGAACAGUAACGUACAAUGUAACCGCACGUAGGUGGGCAAACUAAUUUAAGAAAGGGCUUAUUGUACAACAGUAUUAAAAAUAGUUGCAAAGUUAAAUUAGUAAGCAAUAAGGUAACGCAAGAAGAGGGACAUGGCGUAAGCAGGAGCAUCUAGGACAAUAACAGGAAAACCCCUAGAUGGUGAGGGGCUCUAAUUGGCUUGCUAAUAAAAAAUAUUAUACCAAAUAAGGUUGAUAAGAUUUGUAAUAUGUGAUUACGCGUUGCGGUUUUUACCUUUAUAAGCUUGAAGCAAUUUAACCAACGUAAGGCAGCUAACCCCUUGCAUGGGGCCACGCUGACCUUCCCUAUAUGCAUAUUUGUAUUCUAAAUAAAGGAGCCUCAAGGCUGUGUCUGACCUAAAA
Mauremys mutica (yellowpond turtle) is the source of this 3755-nucleotide messenger RNA. RefSeq names its product sulfotransferase 6B1-like. NCBI's taxonomy places the organism in Eukaryota, Metazoa, Chordata, Testudines, Geoemydidae. The transcript is spliced from 7 exons. Gene Ontology annotation, molecular function: sulfotransferase activity. The coding region runs from base 160 to 1107 and encodes 315 amino acids. Gene Ontology annotation, cellular component: cytoplasm. Gene Ontology annotation, biological process: sulfation. The record is from RefSeq and is a predicted model, not a curated record.